UGAGCCCGCUGCUUUUCCCAUAAGUGAGUAGGCGCCGAUGGACUUGACGUGGGAUGGGCCUUUUCGAAAGACCUUUGACUGGUGCGUGGGGUCAAAUGUUGUGCCUGUCACUAUCGCUAUCAGCAAACCAUUCUUCGAGGGAAUACGUGCUGCGGGCUCAUUCCUUUCGUUCUCAAUAGAUAUCGACGAAUUAUUAGAGGCAUCGGCCCUCGAAGCGAAACAUAAGAGCCUUCUUCCAAGGAAAGCAAGAGGUUCAGCGAGUCCAUCCAAGGAGGGACAUGGAUCUCCGACGAGAGCACCCUUCGCCGAUUCCCAUCCGCAUCGGUCCGGGUCGGAACAUCAAGGCGGUGGCCGACAGUUCACCAGGCGACGGAAACGGAAGGCCGCAUAUGGGUGCGUGGUAUCAUUCGACGAGACCCAUAUGACCGCAGAAGACCUCGACAUUGUCGAUCUCCAACCUCCCGAUCACCAACCAACACUACAAGUGUUUGAUUCAACCCCUUCGGCGUAUGUGGAGAGUCUGAAGCAGGCGUUAUCGAGCGUCAGUGCAGGGGCGGCGAAAGCAAACGGAAAGAUUACAUCCAAAGCUUUGUUGAAGCAGAUGCUCCCAUUACUGCAGCAUAGUAGGGUGGCGACGGCAGGUAACCACCUGUUCAGCGUGGAAAGGGGCCUUUUGGACGAGAUGGUUGGGGCGGAGUUGGCGAAGCUUCCAGGACUGCUGGAGGGACAGCGGCCUCGGAUGCAGCGCGCGCCGGACAAUCUGGACCAGAUAGCGACGACAAAGCGUCGAAAGAUCCCGCGAAAUGCCGCAGAAACCGAUAAGAGCGGCGCCGAACCGAAGCUGAAGCUUAAACUGAGUCUCUCCACCGCUCGCUUGUCACCACCUCCUGCCGCCGCGGUGCCAGCAGGAUUUCCCGUUUCAACAUUCCAACUGCAUCCAAAAUCCCCAGCAAGCGGCCACCCUCCAGAAGACAUCGUCAAUUGUAUAUGUGAUCAGCCGCAGGUUGAUCAUGGCGAGUUCAUGAUAGCUUGCGACAAAUGCGGGGUCUGGUACCAUGGGCCAUGCGUUGGCGUUCCUACGGAGGCCGAUCAGAGCUCGGAGAACUGGUAUUGUGUCAGAUGUCAACCCAGGCGGUGACAUCCGCAAGCACCCUCACCACAAACCCACUUUACGGAGACCUGUCUCAUACCGUACAUGUAGUGCGCAUAGAGUCAUGGAGACGUAUUCGUGAUUCUUCUCGAAACAAAGCUAUAUGUGAUGGAUACAUACAAAUCUAGCGCCACCCCUGCCCACUACCGUAAAUCCCCCU
Fimicolochytrium jonesii is the source of this 1310-nucleotide messenger RNA. RefSeq lists its product as uncharacterized. Gene Ontology annotation, cellular component: Set1C/COMPASS complex. Bases 38 to 1138 code for a protein of 366 amino acids. Lineage: Eukaryota; Fungi; Chytridiomycota; Chytridiomycetes; Spizellomycetales; Powellomycetaceae. The record is from RefSeq and is a predicted model, not a curated record. The transcript has a single exon.